GAACUUGGGGUGUUGCCUUUAUGACCCGUGCGGACUUGGGGAUUUCCCUCCCUCAGUGUCCGUUUCCUUCUCCUGGAAAAUAGGCAGCCUGUCUCAUGGGUGGUGGGGAGAGGAACAUAAAAUAGGAGGGCAUUGGGCUCAUUGCAGGAGGUCAUUUACACACUGUGGUGUUGCAUCCACGGGUUUGUGGUCUCACCUGCAAGUACAGAUUCAGUGUGGACCAGAGUGGACUCAGGACUCGGACCUCAGCCAUUUGUAGGUUCUGGCCCUGGCUGGUGGUAGUGGGUAGAUGGGUAAAACAUUCUUAAAUAAACUACAGCGGAUGAGAUGCAUCGUCUUUGAUUCAGUUCAGCUCAACACGUAUUAAUUGAAUGUCUGCUAUGGGACCAGACUCUUCCUUAGAUGCUGAGGACACAGGGGGAAGGAGGCCGUUAGGGUUCCUGUCCUGCCAUCUCCGCUUCCUAGGCCUGGUAUUGACCAUGACUGACCCUCUCUCGUUAGAUUAUGUGUUGACUGUGAUUCAGGCAGUGUGGACAACUGUGUAUUGGUCUGCUCUAGCUGCUAUAACAAGACCACGGCCUAAGUGACUUAAACAACAGAAGUUUAUUUUUCUCUCAGUUCUGGAGGCUGGAAAUCCAAGGUCAAGGUGCUGGCAGGGUUGGUUUCUCAGGAGACCUCUCUUCUUGGCUUAAAAACAGCUGCCGCCUUCUCCCUGUGUCCUCACGCGGCCUUGGCUCAGUGAGCACGCGCUCCUGCCGUCUCUUCUUCAUCCUCUAAGGACGCCUGUCCUAUUGCAUCAGGACCCUACUCUUCUGCCCUCAUUUAACCUUAGUCACCUCCUUAAAGGCCCCACCUCCAAAUACAGUCACCCAGGGCGGGUUGGGGGGCAGGUUAGGGCUUCCACAUUUGAAUUUGGAGGGGGGACGCAGUUCAGUUUAUAACAACUGGUAAAUAUUUUAUAGAUGUGAGCAUUAUUUGGCAGAGACUAACUAGACUUCCUGCCCCUUUCUUGCAAGUUGGGUCAGAAUGACCUGACUGAACCCCCCAUCGGCCAGAAAAGAGGGCAGACCUCCAUAAUAAUUUACUGUGGCUUUGUUGGGGUGAGAAAGGAAUCAUUGUAAAAACCUCAUCUGGAUGGAUGCUGAAGAUGGUAUUGCGACCCCUUUCAGUCAAGUGAAGUCGUUGGAGGCCCACCUUGUGGGGGAGACGUGGGUGCGUAAGGCACUGGGCUGGGUGAGCAGAAGGGAAGGGAAGGUGUUUUCCCGGCUCUUGUCAGCGACGGGGCAGUUAACACUCCGAGCAGAGUGAGACUCAGUGCCGCUCUUACUUAGGACCAUGAGUGGGACUUGGGGGUGGAAACGGGGGAGCGAUGCACAGAAGGACCUCUCAGGAGGCCCUGCCCCUGCACAGGUACCUGCUUUUGCCUGUGAUCUUACAAAAGAACACUCUCCUAGGGAGGGUCUUAGAGUCCUGGAAAGAGUCUCUCCUUGGGCCAUACCCUGGGUCAGCAUCUGCCUGUUGGCAUGGGGACAGUGAAGUAGCUUGACUGACAGUCUCUUUAAAACUGCAUCCAGGAGUUCCCUGGUGGCUCAGUGGGUUGAGGACCCAGCGUUGUCACCGCUGUGGCCCAGGUCGCUGCGGGUUUGAUCCCUGGUCAGGGAACUUUUGUAUGUUGCAGGCGUGGCCAAAAAACAAAAACAAACAAAAACAAACCUGCAACCUGCGGGGCAGGAGUGGUCCCCAGAGCAAAGUCAGGGUGCCGUUAGUAGGAGGGUGAACGGAUGCAGGGCAGGGAGGAGCCUGCCUGUCCACUGCCCUCUCCGUUGGGAUUGGAAGCAACUUGAAGGAUAGAUCCAUGCUCUGCCGGACCUAGAUCAUUGUCUUAUCCAGAGGCAAUCUCCCUAAAUCGCUUGCUGGAGGAUGGACUCAUUGUCACAUCCUUUUAGGGACAUACUCUCCAGCCCCUUCCAUCCACCCUGCCUUGUGCCCAGAUGCCUUGGCUGGCCCAAAGCGAGCAGCAGGGAACACAGGUGGACCGGAUUUUGAAGAUGGGAAUGAUUUAAAUAAGAAAAGACUUAGGGUGGAGACAAGGCUGGUUGGCUUUGGUGGGGCCUGGAUCUCCGGAGACUGAUUUCAGCCCCUUUUUUGGAUUAGACCUCCCCUUACUGCCAGGCACUGUGCUGCCUGCUUUGUCACUGUGGGUCCAGGGCUUCAGAGUAUGGUCUUGGGGUUUAGCGAGACCCAGCCCUCCUACUCAUUAGCUGUGUGCCCCAGGGCAAGUUACUUAGCGCCCUCAGACUCCAUUUAAACUCACUGAGAAAGAAAGCAGGUUUUCGCAAGAAUUUAAUGAGUGAGCGGUUGAGAGGUUUAACAGGCGGGUGCCCAGUGCCUCGGAUCCCUGGCAAUGAUCGUGAUUACCAUUAGCUGGUGUGAAUGAUCUCCCAGCUCCUCUGGAGCGGACACUUAUUACUCCAUUUUAAAGAUGAGCAAGUUCAGGCUCAGUUCUUUGGGGAGUAGCAGGGAUUCGCCGGCUUUGAGAGGUUGCUAUAAAAUCCAUCCGUAAGGACAAAAUUAAGGAUGAACAAGACAUGGUUCACAUCAGACGAGAGAUUGAGAUCAUGUCAUCCCUCAGCCAUCCUCAUAUCAUCAGUAUUUAUGAAGUGUUCGAGAACAAAGAUAAGAUUGUGAUCAUCAUGGAGUACGCCAGCAAAGGGGAGCUGUACGAUUACAUCAGCGAGCGGCGCCGGCUCAGCGAGCGGGAGACCAGGCACUUCUUCCGGCAGAUCGUCUCCGCCGUGCACUAUUGUCACAAGAACGGCGUGGUCCACCGGGACCUGAAGCUGGAGAAUAUACUGCUCGAUGACAACUGUAAUAUCAAGAUUGCUGACUUUGGGCUUUCCAACCUGUACCAGAAGGACAAGUUCUUGCAAACAUUUUGCGGGAGCCCACUCUACGCCUCUCCUGAAAUCGUCAACGGGAGACCUUACCGAGGGCCAGAGGUGGACAGCUGGGCCCUGGGCGUGUUGCUUUACACUCUUGUUUAUGGAACAAUGCCCUUCGACGGUUUCGAUCACAAAAACCUCAUUCGUCAGAUCAGCAGCGGAGAGUACCGGGAGCCCACCCAGCCCUCAGAUGCUCGAGGACUCAUUCGGUGGAUGCUGAUGGUGAACCCCGACCGCCGGGCCACCAUCGAGGACAUCGCCAACCACUGGUGGGUAAACUGGGGCUACAAGAGCAGCGUCUGCGACUGCGACGCCCUUCACAGCUCUGAGUCCCCGCUGCUGGCCCGCAUCAUCGACUGGCACCACCGCUCCACGGGGCUGCAGGUGGAGGCGGAUGCUAAAGUGAAGGGCUUGGCCAAACCCGGGGCCCCUGAGGUCGUGCUGGAGCGGCAGCGGUCGCUGAAGAAGUCCAAGAAAGAGAACGACUUUGCUCAGUCCGGCCAGGACGCGGUGCCCGAAAGCCCAUCCAAGUUGAGUUCCAAGCGGCCCAAAGGGAUCCUGAAGAAGCGGAGCAACAGCGAGCAUCGCUCUCACAGCACUGGCUUCAUCGAAGGCGUCGUCAGCCCCGCCUUGCCCCCCACCUUCAAGAUGGAGCAGGACCUGUGCCGGACAGCCGUGCCCCUGCCCAGCUCCCCCGAGGCGGAGGUGCCGGGCAAACUCAGCCCCAAGCAGUCGGCCACGAUGCCCAAGAAAGGCAUCCUGAAAAAGACCCAGCAGAGAGAAUCGGGUUACUACUCGUCCCCGGAGCGCAGCGAGUCUUCGGAGCUGUUAGACACUAACGAUGGGCUGGGUGGCCCUGUCCCGUCCCCGAGCCCCCCGGACGCAGCCAGGGCGCCUCCCCACAGCCUCUCCUGCCGCAGGAAGGGCAUCUUGAAACACAGCAGCAAGUACUCAGCAGGCACCAUGGACCCGGCCCUGGCCAGCCCUGAAAUGCCCACACUGGAAUCCUUGCUGGAGCCCGGCGUCCCCGCCGAGGGCAUCUCCCGGAGCUACAGCCGGCCUUCCAGCGUCAUCAGCGACGACAGCGUCCUGUCCAGCGACUCCUUUGACUUGCUCGACUUGCAGGAGAAUCGCCCCGCCCGCCAGCGCAUCCGCAGCUGCGUCUCUGCCGAGAACUUCCUCCAGAUCCAGGACUUUGAGAGGCUCCAGAACCGGCCCCGGCCCCAGUACCUGAAGCGGUACCGGAACCGGCUGGGAGACAGCAGCUUCUCCCUCCUCACAGACAUGGACGAUGUGACUCAGGUCUACAAGAAAGCGCUGGAGAUCUGUAACAAACUCAACUAGCUCCCCCGGGGCACAGGGGCGGGUUGGGGUGGGUACGAGGGAGGAGUCGGGGCAGUGACUAGGCUGAGGAGCCAGUUACCUCUUGCUGGCCGUGACAAUAGACUGAAAAAGGAUUGGGGAGGUCUUGCUUUGGCUCUGUUUGCAGCCUUGAGCAGCGCCUAAAAGGGAGAAGUGGGCUCUCUGCCAGUCCUGCCUCCUGCCAGUCAGAAUUUGGAUCCUAAUUGGCAUUUGCUUGACGGCACCUCUUGAGGACCAGCUGUCCAGGGGAGGUGGUGUUGGCCGGCACUUAGCGGGCAGGGAGGAAGCAUAUGGGUGAGGAAGCAUCUCCCUAGAAGUCGUCCACAUGCUUCUGGAGGAGGGGCCAGACAGACUGGGGCCAUCUGCUUUGAGGGAACUCAGCUUGUUCCUUCUGUCCUCACAUUAGCAGGCUUGGUCUGACCGCAGGAGGUCGGCAGGCAUGUAGAUUUCAGCUAGCCGAGCUUGGGUCGGUGAUCGAUUGAUAGUGGCUGCUGGGUGUGCUGGUUGGCGUGGCCCAGACAGGUGGGAGGAGUGCUGUGAUUGAAUAGUAAGGGCUGCCGUAGGGAUGGGAAGUGGGGCAAUAGCACUCACGUCUCCUACGUGCCAUCCUUGACCUGGCUAAGCCCUGGGAAGGGUUAGUGUUGACAUAGAUCCUGUGGGAUCUCUGUUAUCUCUUUGAUGCCACUAGGAUGGCAUGUGUUAGUUUGCUCCUCUACCUUGAAUGGAAGACAGGGCCUGGGUGAGAGAGAGAAUGCGCUGAACACUGCUAAGGACUGCUAAGUCAGCCCAUGGUGCUCUUCUGGCUUCUUGUUGUCUGCCUCUUCUUUCCUGGUGUGUGCCUGGCUCUUCAGCACAACCUCCCGAGGGUGGGCAGGGAAAAAGAUGGUGGUGUCAAAGGUCAGAUCUAUGGUGUAGAACAUCUCAGGACCCUCUGUGGUCUUUGUGUGGAUGAAUGGACAUUGAGCCACACCAGCAAGGGGGCAACUCGUCUGUUUAACAUCUCAAUAUUAACUGGAACGCCGCCUCGCAGGGUCUCACCUGCAUGAAUGCUUUGAAUGGGGGGCGAUACUGUCCGUAAUCUCCAAGGAGUAGCUGGCUCAGCCAUUUACCCCUGUUUACUCGUGGCAGAAAACAGUGGUUUUCCCAUCCACUGAGUGUAGACUCUCCUCCGAGGUAGGCGAAUUUGCUUGCAGGGAGUUGGUGUGUUGGUGGGAUAUUUGGAGGAAGGGAAAGUCAGGCAGAAGGUGUUUCCCCCCCCAGAUCUAGGUCGUCUCUGUCAUGAGUUUGAAGUCCUAGGCUUCGGGGGCCAAAGUUCCAGCCAUUGAACUGAGUAAGGUGCUGAAAGAGCAGAGUGGGUUGGGAGGGAGUGUGCAGGAGAGGAAAGCUUUCCUUAGAAGUCCACCAGAUGGUUUUGGGGCAGGGAGCAGAGGAGGAGUGGGACAGGACUCUUACCUUAAAAAGUAACGUAACUGGGCAUUUAACUUCCAGACGGUCAGAUUAUGGGUCCAGAUUAAGAGAUGACUCCCACAGCAGGACAUCUUCAGGUACUGAGUUUGGAAUGACGGUCUCAUUUGGGACUUUGGGCUGAUUUCUCAUUCUCCUGGGCCUGGCAAAGGGACCCUCUUCUUUCAAGACGGCCCACUAGCUAGCCACCUAGAUAUUUAAGGAGGACUUGCCUUGGAGGUAUUUUGGGGGAAAACCAAGAGAUAAUAGUUCAUGGGGAGAUGAGAAGGAAUUCACCUUCAGGCACAAAGAGCAUUCCUUAGAAUGAAACUGCCCUUUCCCUAAGGAGAUGGCUCCAUUUCUCCGCUUGCCACCAGCACUGGGGUCUUGGCUUGUGUUUUCCUUCUGGUUGAGCUGGGCAGGGUCCUAUGGGAAGCUUCUCGGUCUCCUUUCAUGCAAUUCCACCUCCACCCUCAACUCCAAUGUAGGGUCAAAGGGAAAAAAAAACCUGUAGAUAGCAAAUUAUGUAUGUGUGCCUGAAAGGCAUUCUGCAACCUCUGAGCUCCCUCCUCCUGGACCCCAUGUUAUGCAGCCUUUCCUGGGCAGCCUAUGCUGCCUGCCACGCUGCUGGUCCCACCUGCAUGGCAGCCGGCCUGGUGGGUAGCUGUCAGUAUGACUUUGGGAUAACAUCCACCGACUGGUCGAUGCCUUUUCCUUUUGCCCAAGUGGUUGUGUCUGCUUAGUGUUUUUCAUCCUUCUAGGCUUUGAAGUAAAAAUGACACUAUUAGGGAAAAAUCAUUCUAAUCUCCUCCCCCCACACCCCCCAAAUACAGGUAUGUCCUCUUUCGUCAAUAGACCGAAACUGUGGAUUAUGGCAAAGCGUCCUCCACUCAGAUGCAGAGAUUGAGUUGAGUCUUGGUGGCUUCAGUGUUUCGGGGGCUGAGUUUCCCCUUCAGUGAGAGCUGGAAGGGUGGCUUAGCUGGUCUCUCAGGCCCUGCCUAGUCCUGACAUUCUGCUAACAUCCUCCAAUUCUAGAGCGAUGUUGACUCUGUCCUUUCAAGGAAAAACUUGGAAUAGAGGGGAAAGGAAGCCCUGAAAAGCAACUCCUUUGCUUCCUGAUUCAGUCCUAUCAUCCCUACCAGCCAGUCCCAGCCAAGAAAGUCCUGCUUGAUUCAUUUCCAUGGAAUUACGCGUGAGAGGCACUUUGACGACCUGGUGGACCAAGCGGGAGAUUCCAGAUUAGCGCUCCUGGUCCUCUCCUUGCUUCCUUGGGCCUUUCAGUGUCUUAGUUUACACAUCUGCCAAAGGAGUAGAAUGAUACUUCUUUCUUAACAGGUAAAUUUCAAGGCCUGAUCAGUUUUCAGGAAGUGCUUCAAGACCCCAGGCGAAAUGAAAAUGCUAAGUACUCUCUGAAUUUCCGUCCCUAUUAUAAGGUGCUGCUUCUGCAGAUGACAAAGGAGCACCUUGCAGGGUGAGAAUCUCAGAUGGGUGUUGGCCGGGCCUGCUGCCUUGAGUACAAAUGUGAAUGACUGACUGACUGCUUAUUGCCAAACUGGAAAUGUUCUGUAGGGGUUUACUGGCAUGGUAUCAUUCCUAGAAGAAGAAAAAAAAAAAAAAAGAAACUUGACUGCACAUUUUUUUUUUUUUAAAUCCGUGUUGUGACUUUUAUUUAAUUUCUAUUUUUUUGGUAAUAAAAAGUUGACUUUUUUAUUUGAAUUUGUCUUUUUUAUUUAUUGGUCUGAAAGGCAUUUCAAAGGUAUUAUAAUAAUAUAUUGGUGUAAUUUAAUUGGUGCAACAUGUUUAAUGGCUCCAGUAAAAAUUGGUUUUCAUUCAUUGGAUUGGUUUGAGCCCAGGACUGCCUACAGGAGAGGAAAAAAAAAAAAAAAAAAAGCCAGAUAACUACCCAGAGUGUUUGUAUUUUCAUUGGAAACUGAUUUUUGUUUUGGUUUUUUGGUUCCUGUUUUUAUUUUUAAAUUAAAUAAAUUGCCAUGAAC
This is a messenger RNA of Sus scrofa (pig), 7741 nucleotides long. It is a transcript of the gene NUAK1, whose product is annotated as NUAK family kinase 1. Gene Ontology annotation, molecular function: tau-protein kinase activity; ATP binding. Lineage: Eukaryota; Metazoa; Chordata; Mammalia; Artiodactyla; Suidae. The record is from RefSeq and is a predicted model, not a curated record. Gene Ontology annotation, cellular component: cytoplasm. Gene Ontology annotation, biological process: microtubule cytoskeleton organization; protein phosphorylation; intracellular signal transduction.